Toxotes jaculatrix (banded archerfish) is the source of this 3870-nucleotide messenger RNA. Its product is annotated as tyrosine-protein kinase Srms. Gene Ontology annotation, biological process: cell surface receptor protein tyrosine kinase signaling pathway; innate immune response; protein phosphorylation. The transcript is spliced from 8 exons. NCBI's taxonomy places the organism in Eukaryota, Metazoa, Chordata, Actinopteri, Toxotidae. The record is from RefSeq and is a predicted model, not a curated record. Gene Ontology annotation, cellular component: extrinsic component of cytoplasmic side of plasma membrane. Bases 548 to 2062 code for a protein of 504 amino acids. Gene Ontology annotation, molecular function: non-membrane spanning protein tyrosine kinase activity; signaling receptor binding; ATP binding.
GCACGCAGGUGUGUGAGCAGCGGGGGGUGUGCCGAGCGCCAAACCCAAACUUUUUACGCACCGUGCCGCUGCCUCACCUUCACCUUCCCCGUUUUCCUCGGCGGAUUUACACCUGAACGGCCGCAACAUUUUCUCCCUUACACCAGAUUACCGUGGAUUAACAUUUUCUCGGGAGCCAUGCUCUCACAUUCUCGGUUCAUCUUGGGUCGCGCCGCCGAGUCCUUGCAGGGAACCGAUCCGACUUGGAUGGCCUCCAUCCCCGUUUCCGCAUUCCCGCAGCCGCGGUGCGCACUGCAGGCGCGGAGCUAAGAUCCACGAUCUCAACAGAAAAAACCGGUUCCUCCGGCUAAUCUACCCAACUACUGCUGGCGGUGCAUUAUGUUUCCAGCCAGAGGAAGAGAGGGGAACGGGAGGACUGAUCGGCUGGUGGCGGUAGGCUGUGAAAGGCCGUUUUCAGCGGACCGAUAAAGCCUGAAACGCGUCCUAUUGAUCGGUGUUAUAAUAAAGCCUGGAAUAAACCCGCCGCCGCGCUCCUUCAUGUCCCGGGAUGGAGAGUUGCUGUCGCUCGUGUAUGCCGUGUUUAAACCGGCUCUGGAACUGGAUAUGGCCCGACUUCCGCUACCCAAACAUCCCCAACCACAACCAUGUCAUCGCCAAUCCCGCAGCGCACGCGGCGGAGAUCCGCACCGUGUCCGGCGACAUCCGCGUCCCUUCGCCCAAGAAGCGGCCGGUGCAGCUGUACGCGGCGCUCUUCGACUUCGAGGCCCGCAGCGACGACGAGCUGACGGUGAAGGAGGGAGACAAGCUGUCGGUGAUUGAGAAGCGGGGGGAGUACGUGCUGGCCAAGAAGCUGACCGGGUCCCUGGAGUCCGGACUGAUCCCGGCGAACUACGUGGCUCUGCUGCAGGACGAGUUCGCCAAACACAAGUGGUACUACGGGAACAUAAACAGAGUGAAAGCUGAGAAGCUGCUGCUGGCUUCCCAAAACAAAGAUGGCUCCUUCCUGGUUCGCAUCAGUGAGAGUCACAGCGAUGAGUACACCAUCUCCGCCCGGAGCGAGGGGAAGGUGUACCACUUCAGGAUCCAGCGCUCCACCAUCGGAGCGUACUUCGUCUCAGAUAAGAUCUCCUUCGCCACGCUGGGGGAGCUCAUCUCCUACUAUCAGAAAACGCCCCGCAGCCUGGGAGUCGUGCUGGAGGAGCCCUGCGCCCAGCAGCGCGAGCUGUUCGACAUGGAGCCGUGGGAGAGGCCUCGAGAGGAGUUCAAGCUCCACAAGAAGCUGGGAGAGGGGCACUUCGGAGAGGUGUGGGAGGCUCUGUGGACCACAGAGAACAAGAAGGUGGCCAUAAAGAUGCUGAAACAAGAGGACACAAAGCAGGACGAGUUUGUGAAGGAGGUUCAGGCGCUGAAGAGCCUCCAUCACCCGAAGCUGAUCCAGCUGCUGGCCAUGUGCUCCAGAGGAGAGCCGGUCUACAUCGUGACCGAGCUCAUGAGCAAAGGAAGCCUCAAGUCCUACCUCUCCUCGGCUGAGGGCCAGGUGCUGACAUCGGCUCAUCUCAUCUACAUGGGCAGUCAGAUCGCGGAGGGCAUGGCCUACCUGGAGGACAGGAACAUCGUCCACAGAGACCUGGCUGCCAGGAACAUCCUGGUGGGAGACGAUCUGGUCUGCAAGGUGGCCGACUUUGGACUGGCUCGGAUUAUUAAGGACAGUGUGUACACAGCGAGUCGGAACACAAAGAUCCCAGUGCGGUGGACGGCUCCAGAGGCGGCAAUGUACCAGCGGUUCUCUGUCAAAUCGGAUGUUUGGUCGUUUGGCGUGCUGCUGUAUGAGAUGAUGUCACGUGGCAAAAUGCCUUAUGAAGGAAAAAGCAAUAAGGAGGUGUUGGAACUGCUGUCAUCAGGUUUCCGGCUGCCCUGCCCGACCCGCUGUCCUCAGAAUAUUUACCGCAUCAUGAUGGACUGCUGGGCCGCUGAGCCCUCCAAGAGACCCUCCUUCCACGCCUUGCACAGCCAGCUGGAUUCGAUCUAUGCCAGGAUAUAUUUCAAGACCAUAGAGGUAUAGAAAGGAGGAGACGUGGAGAAAGAAAAGGACAAUUAGAGGAUAUAAAUGGUGCAAGAGCAGAUCCUCUGCAACUGGUCUGCAACAGAAGGAUGGACCACAAAAAGGAAGGAGGAAGGAAAGGGGAAUGAGAAACAGAAAGGAAUAUUCUCCUCCCCCUAUGCAAUACACUUCCACAACAGGGUAUAUGGACUUUAAAAACACCAAGGUGAGAAAGGACAGAGGGAUGAAGAGCAUCAGAGACGGACAUACACGAGUGAAGAUGGAGAGACGAUGGAGAGGAUGCUCGCCAAAUCGAAAGAGAAAGAGCGGAAACUGAGGAGGAAAAUGAGGAAUACUUGAUUUUUGAAGUUAAAAGACAGUGAGGCAGUUAAACGAAUGACUGAAAACAGCCUGAGAAAGGUGUGUAAAUACACUCCUGCCUAAAGGAAACUUAACACUAAAACCCUCAGCACAGUCACAGCACCAACUGUUUUUAAUUUUAUACCCUUCUGUGUUUUAUAAAUAAUAUUUUAUUACUUCUGUAUGUGCCAUGUCUGUGUAUGCACACUUUGAAAUGUUAUGAAAUCACAGGUCAGGACUUAAACUAAUCGCCUGACUUCUCACUGCAAAGCCAGUGCUAAAAUUGAGGUUAUGUGCAAUAAUUAAAUGCUUGCUGGGUUCUUAGCCAUGCUCGGGGGCCUCGUGCUUAGGAUGCUGACGUGAGUCGGUCCGUUGGUCCGACUCUGUGGUGCAGAGAGGAAGAUCUCGACACAGAUUGGACCGAUUGCCGUGAAGAUUGGUACAGACCUUCACGAUCCCCAGAGGAUGAAUUUAACAGCUUUGGUGACCCCAUGACUUUUACAUCUAGCACCACCAUCAAGUCGGAGCUUCCUCCUCCCCAACACUUUAGUUUUUGAGGUGCAGUAUCUUAUUAUGAUGACCAACCUUUGAGGUUAAAGGUCAAAGGUAUCUCUUCACAGCCAUUAUGGGCAAGAGGAAUGAUUACAGCAGCCAGUAACUCUUAUAAUACAUGGAAGUAUUGUUUUAAGAUAGACUUAAAAAAAAAAAUCCAAUUUAUGUGACAACAUUCACUCUUUCACCAUCCUCUGGACAAUCCAAGCCAAAGCUUUUGCUCUAUUUUUCAUCCAUCCACCAGUGGGGCCCCUAGCAUGGUUACACACUGCUCGUCUUGUUAUUAACCACAAGCAUAAAGUAUUUUGUUCAGCCCAUCUUCUCUUACAGGGAAGCGAGAGAAGGUUUUGGCAACACGUUACAUAUCUGGAUACCAGUUUCUCUAGAACUGAAUGGGAAUUGUUUUUGUCCUGCUGAGGUAUAUUUAACAGUGGCUGAACCCCGUGCUUGAAAAGCCGGUGGCCCACAGUGCCAUGUGUACAGGCCUUAAGUUAUUAAAGCUCUUCUACAGGCCCACACUGAUGGCCAGGUACAACCAGAGUGCUCAUGUUUACACUACAGACUCUGUACACAUACUAAACUACAAAAUACGGACAGUGAAAACUACAAAAAUGAACACUGAGGCGAAAGGACCUGCGCAGUGAAUCAGCCAUAUCCAGCAGGCUCUUUCUGAGGGGGCGGGGAGUGGGAUUUCUGCACCACCAAAUUGUACAAGAGUGUUGCAGUGCAAUGCAAUUUGAGAACAAUGCAACUUUGGUCUUUUAUGCAUGACGGUUACAGAAGACAAAGCCAAGUUCAGGAAACUUGAGCCAUAAUCACCAAAUCACAAGAUUGAGUUGUGUGUUUUAGGCUGUGUGCCAUCAGGUACCAAACACCAGUAGUGCAAAGAAUAAAGUAUUUUAAGUAUUGUUUUGAAA